This is a messenger RNA of Conger conger (European conger), 2723 nucleotides long. Its product is annotated as early growth response protein 4. The record is from RefSeq and is a predicted model, not a curated record. Gene Ontology annotation, cellular component: nucleus. Lineage: Eukaryota; Metazoa; Chordata; Actinopteri; Anguilliformes; Congridae. The transcript is spliced from 4 exons. Bases 252 to 1700 code for a protein of 482 amino acids.
CAAAAUGGCGUAGUGCACACUAGCGCUGCCCUGUCUUCUAACGUUUUUAAAGUGGUGGUGAAAUGUAAAAUGAAGGAAACGUCACUGCGUCCGUACUACUUGCACUACGGUAGCAUCCAGGGUGUACACAUGAUGCGUAGAAUGGGGAGGUAGUGUUCGGCUGCAGUCAGUUGUGUGUUGAGUUCUGUUGUAUUUUUCAAUUUUGGGGUAGUAGGGGAGAAUGAAAGAGGUCUUCCAACAAAGCGGACGAAAUGAUGAACGGCGCCCUAUAUAUCUCGUUCUUCCAAGGUCAGCUUGAAUCCGCAAUGGAGCAUGUCGUGCAACUUGCGGUCCAGGAAAUAACCAAAACCGUCGGGUCGAGCUUGAAUUCCAUGUUGCAGGAAACGACUACCAAGGACCAAGAAAACCAACGACUAAGGUUAAGGCUUCAACCACGGCAGUCUGACGGCUUUGGAAAUGCCUCCGUAUCCAGCGGCAGUAACAUGGAAGGGAACGCGGCAAACGAUGGGACAAAGACCCUGAUACACACCCCCAGCCAAAGCUCUGAGCACGCUGUGCACACAAACACGCUCUGGCUUGAAGAGAAAGGACGAGCAGUGGGCCAGCUGAAAGUGGUGAUGGAGCAGGUCCUGAAAUUCGCGGUGGCCGAGCUCACGAAGAUCGUGGAGGACAGCUUCGACGACCUCCUCCAGGAGCUGCUGAAGAAGGAGAGGGAGAACCAUAGCCUGAGCGUCCGGGUGCAGAGGGGGGACCUGGGCAAGGAGGAGAACCACUUGGGCUCCCCCUCGCAGGAGGACCGGGAGCGGCCGCUGAGUCCCCCGGAGCCCGGGGCCGAGGCCCUUCAGGGAAAGAAACCGACCGAAACGGCCAACGCGGCGGAGAAGCAGACCGUCCUCUCCGUCACCCAGGAUUGGGUUCCCAUACUGGACAAGGUGUUCGGGCAGAAGUGGUGCCGUGACCUGUGGCAGGUGAAGGAGAUGGGCUUGGAAGGGAGCGACCUGACGUCCGCCAUGCGGGUUGGGUCCUUCCCAGAAUGCAUCAUCCAGGACGAGGAGGAGCUGCCCCUCGCCCCCUCCGCCCUCCUGGAGGCGGGAGAGAACGGCGGUGCGCCUCAGACGGCGCUGAUGGAGGGAAAACCAGCCGCUGCUGCAGGGUCUCCUGGCUGCUCCUCUCCAGUCACCACAGAAGGUCAGAGUCUCCGUCACCACGGAGACGACCUCCAGCUGCGGUCGCCGUCGAUGCUGCACAGACUGUUGACCCUGCCGUCGCAGGGGCUCGGGCAGCUGCUCGGCGCGGACUCCAUGGACGUGCUUCCAUCGGCGGCGGAGGCCUCUCCGCGGCGGCCGGAGCCCCAGGCCGACCCCAAAUCACCCCCCACCCCCACCCCCACCCCCACCCCCACAGACCCGGCCCCGCAGUCCCCCGCCGGGGCGGAGGGCGAGGGGGAGGGGCAGACGGAGGAGGAGGAGGCCGGCUGCUCCCCGGCGGGGGCCGAGCCCAUGGGACCCCCGGCCCAGGGGAGGAAGAUGUACGGCUGCCGGCGGUGCGGGAGGAAGUUCAGCCGGCUGCCGAUGCUGAAGGCGCACCAGCAGACGCACGCGGAGCCCCCGCCCUCCCGCUGCGCGCUCUGCGGGAAGCGCUUCGCCCUGGCGUCGCGCCUGCAGGCACACCUACGGACUCACGCCGGGAAAAGCACCUGAACACAGACCGGGGGAAAACGAAGCAAAAACCAACACAAGAACACACUUGACAAAUCUGCAAAAAACAAGAAAAAGAAAAAGAAGAAAAAAAACAAGAAAAGAAACUGACAAAAAAAGCAAUCAGGUGCUCUUUCCUUUUUUCCUAUAAUGAGUUCCACACCCAAUUGAUGCGGUGCGCCUGAUUAUGAAUUUGAGAGUUAAAAACAAAAGCACGUCGACACGGUUGAUUGCGAACUAACUUCCUGUUUCUGAAGUCAAACCAGUUUGAAAUGGUACUUUUAAAGGUCUGUUGCCAGGCAACUGGACUGGCCUUUGGAGACUGAAGUUUUGCUUCCUGUUUUGUAUCGGUUGUGCUCCGCCGUCGGGGCCUCGGAAACGACACUGUUUCGUGAGCCCUGGAGCGUUUCUUGUCGGAGGUGAGGCCGUGCCGUAUAGCUAAUGUAAAUAAAAGCAUGGGAUAGUGAAGCUGGACACCACUUGGGACGAAUUCGCACUGUUUUUAAGUUGUCUGAAUGAAAUCAAAUUUCCCAUGGACAAAAAAAAAUGUAUCAUGAUAUGAUUAAAACAAUAUGUUUUUAUUAUCUGGUGGGUUGUUGAAACGGCAUUUUAGUUGAUUAUGGAUUUAUUCAGAAUGGUUUACUAACCCCAUUUUUUUUUUUUUUUUUUUUUGGUCAAAGAUUGCAUCUCGGUAGCUUAAAGGGUUACUCAAAUUGGAUACUGACAUCCCGAACGUCGUAAAACCGCGAUCAGUCGGAACGCGGUUUUACUUGGGAACACUUAAAUUUGAAUUGUGGUGGAACUCCGGAUCUGAUAGCACUGCUGAAAAUGACAUUUGUCAUAAGGGCUUCAUUCUGUAGAUGUGGACGGGAGAGACCGUGUGCAUAAACGGCACCUCUUAAAUGACCUGUAAUGAGAUCACGUGUACAAAAUGUGGAAUAAAACCAGGAGCGGUUUCUGUGUGAUCCACUCAUUCUGUAUGUAAAAACGCGUAGCCUAAUAAAAUGUGAGUAAUUUGAAAAGGUG